Cucurbitaria berberidis CBS 394.84 is the source of this 966-nucleotide messenger RNA. Its product is annotated as SET domain-containing protein. The transcript has a single exon. NCBI's taxonomy places the organism in Eukaryota, Fungi, Ascomycota, Dothideomycetes, Pleosporales, Cucurbitariaceae. The coding region runs from base 1 to 966 and encodes 321 amino acids. Gene Ontology annotation, cellular component: nucleus; chromatin. Gene Ontology annotation, biological process: regulation of DNA-templated transcription. The record is from RefSeq and is a predicted model, not a curated record. Gene Ontology annotation, molecular function: histone H3K36 methyltransferase activity; protein binding.
AUGACAGCUCUACGCCGCUCAAAACGCGAACGCAUAGUAAAAACUGCGCGACUUGAUCCUUACAGUUACGGCCCACGUCCUUCUCGUUUAAUAUACCACAGACCGCAUUUUUAUUCUUCAGUGAAGACGACUGAGUCUGAAGCUGUCAUCAUCAACAACAACGGGAGUUUUGCAGCAUACUCGAGGUCAGUCACGCCAAAUGUAAUAACAUCCCUCAAGUACGAGGCAUGGAAGUGGACCGGCGCCUCUAGACCAGCGGGAUUCCAUGGCCCAUGGCCACCAUCAUCCGCCACUGAGCUAAUGAAUGUAGACAUCAAGCUCGAAAACCUUGGCACAAAGAGAGAGCAGAAUGAUUUCCUGAAGAAGCACGGUGAUCUCAUCAAGGACGAGUGUCUCGGUAAGUAUUGCUGGCAACAGUCCAAUUUCUCGUCCGAAUUCUAUUGCCAGAGGGAGUACGAUGGUACUGCAAUCUGCGAUCACACAAUCUCCGAAUGGAAGGAAGGGUGUGCAGACUGGCAGGUGCGUUUUGAGGUUCGGCCAGUGCCUGGUUUCGGCUACGGCCUUUACUCGAAGUGGAAGUGGACAAAGGGCGACAUUCUUGGUGCUUACCUUGGUGAGAUGAUCCCUGAGAAACCAGAGAAUACUGACUACUGCCAUGAAGUCAAGAUCGGUCCCAUGUUUGGUAAAACGAAAGCGAUGGUGGGAUAUGUUGAUGCGGAAAAGUAUGGAAAUUAUGCGAGGUUCUGCAACCACAGCUGCGAAAACAAUGCGAUCGUCACAGAAGCGAGGGUAGGAAAUGAGCGUAUACUGGCGCUAAGAGCGAUCAAACACAUUGCGGUUGGUGAGCAGAUUUGCAUCGACUAUGGAAGCGAUUACUUCCAGGGGAGACAGUGCCUUUGUGGCAAACAAGGGUGUAAGUAUCCAAAAGCAAUCGAGCUAGCGCCAGUCACAAUUGAGGCUAGUUAG